This is a messenger RNA of Dunckerocampus dactyliophorus (ringed pipefish), 1794 nucleotides long. RefSeq names its product snRNA-activating protein complex subunit 1-like. Gene Ontology annotation, molecular function: sequence-specific DNA binding. The record is from RefSeq and is a predicted model, not a curated record. The transcript has a single exon. NCBI's taxonomy places the organism in Eukaryota, Metazoa, Chordata, Actinopteri, Syngnathiformes, Syngnathidae. Gene Ontology annotation, cellular component: snRNA-activating protein complex. Bases 419 to 1468 code for a protein of 349 amino acids. Gene Ontology annotation, biological process: snRNA transcription by RNA polymerase II; snRNA transcription by RNA polymerase III.
UUGAAAACUGACACCACAGGCAUACUAACAGUGAUUGGAUGUUUACGGUGGGGGGUGUCUGUGCUGUGAAGAGACGUGCAGCACGGCCACGGAGAUCGGAGAUGAUGGAGCUGUCUUGCUGUUUCUGGCGGAGUUUUCACCUCUAAAAUUUUGAUUGGGGGGGCAUUUAUUUAGGGGGUCAACGCCCCUUUGUCCCAGUGUAGAGCAGGUCCCGAAACACAGCUGUAAUUGAUCAGUUGGUUCUCCCUGGUUAUAAUCGAACAGCGACUACAAAGCAGCUUUUAAAGCCUGAUUUCGUUUCUACAGUUUAAUUGGCUGCAUUCAAUAGUUCGCUAAUUGGUCCCGCCCUCUACUUUGAAAAGAUCACGAGACAGCGUUGUUUGCUUUUCCUGUGGAUAAUCCGCUCAUUUUGUCCACGAUGGCUCCCAAAUACGCGGACAACUUCUACGAGCCUUUGACGGAGGACGUGGAAGAUCUCCUCGGCCGCUUCCAGCAGAAAGACUCCAUCCGAUUCGACGACUUCUCGGCUAUCUGGAGGGACAUGCGCUUCUCGGAUGUCUUCCUGGGCAUCUUCGGCAUGGGCGAGAUGAGGAAGUUCUGCAAGGUGGCCAUGAUAACGGCCGCCAAGUACUUCCUGCCCCCGUACUGCUUCCAAAUCCGAGUGGGGGGUCUGUACUUGAUAUACGCCUUCUACCACACGCAGCUCGUCACCCCGCCUGUGCAGAUCCGCCUGGCUCUCAGGGAUUGGGAUUAUGUGCAGAAGUUUCUGCAAGACUCAAUGGGCUGUGGCCACCUGGAUGUGGUAUACAUCUACCGGAAGCUUGUCUCCUCUAAAGCAUUUCACUACACCGCCAUCCCGCAUUUGCUCACCUUCCAGAAGCCAAAGCGGCCCCAGAAGCAGAAGGUGUGCAGCGAGAUGCUAGCGAGGGCUACUGCGGUGAAGGAGCUACUAUCUGAAGACUACCUGGAGGAGGUCACCAACAUCCAGAACCGCUACGAAAAGAUGAAGCAAGAUUUGGAGGAGGUCCGCCACCAGGCCACCAUGACACACAUACAGUUUACUUCACGUUUAAAGGGAACUUUGACUGAGUUCGUUACAUGGCAACAGAACACCUUCCAUCAAACUAACAAUGAAGAUAAGGAGAAACCCAUCGACGAAGAAGACAGUCGCAGUAGAGCCACCCUCCUGGCAUCCAUCAAGAAGAAGAGCUACGGAAAACGAGAAGAUCAUAGAUCCAAGUCCAGGAGGCACCGUCAGGAGGUGGUGCAGUCGUCCAGCUCAGGACCAGAGCAGGAGCACGAAGGCGCCGACCUCAACCCGGGCAGGCCUCUUUCGUUGCGGGCUAGGACGUGGAAGACCCUCGGGAAGAACACGGAGCAGUCCGAGCUGGCGCCGUGGCUGCUGAGCGCUCCUGACCACGAGGGGGUGCCAUUGAGGCAGAAAUGGCAGGGCCGCUACAAGCAGUAACAGUCACCUUUAUCCUCACAAACAUACAUAAUUGGUGUACGGUACACUUUUUUUGGUUAUAUUCUAACUUUGGUGAAAUUAUUUAAAUGUAAUAAAAAUGUUGAGCCUUUCACUCAAAUUGUACUGCAGUUUGUGCUGUUAAGUCAAUACAAUGAGCUGCUUUACUUAAUUUAAUAAGCUCUGCCUUUGUACAGAUAGAGAUGAGCAGGAGAAGCUUGGCCACAUCCGUAGUGAUGGGAGUAUCAAUUCCGUGGUAUUGGUAUAUCGACAUUCAAAUCAAUUUAGUAUUGAUUACUCUCAUUAAGUCUCAAUACUAAUUAAAUAAA